Messenger RNA from Python bivittatus (Burmese python), 359 nucleotides. NCBI's taxonomy places the organism in Eukaryota, Metazoa, Chordata, Lepidosauria, Squamata, Pythonidae. The record is from RefSeq and is a predicted model, not a curated record.
GGUUAAGCCUGAAGAAAUCCGCUGCUUUUCUCAAAGCCUUAAAAGCGGAGCCGCGCUACCUCUUGGCCCAGAAUGUUGCUACUUCUACAGACCUCCUGGAUGGAACCCUUGACCGGGAGGUGCUGCAGAGCACCCUGCAAGUCUUUCAGCAUGUGGUGCCGGCCGAAGGCAAGCCGGUCACCAACCAAAAGAAUUCAGGACGCUGCUGGAUUUUCUCCUGCUUGAACGUGAUGCGCUUGCCGUUCAUGAAGAAGCUCAACAUUGAGGAGUUUGAGUUCAGCCAGUCCUACCUUUUCUUUUGGGACAAGGUACAGAGAAAGGGUCUUGCCCAAAAGGGCAUCCCUGUUUCCCUGCUUUGA